CAGACUACAAGUCCCAGGGAGCCGGUCCGGCCAGGGAGGGGCGCUGGGGUGCACAAGGGGCGUGCACUGGCAAAGCAAGACCAUUUCCCGGCAAGGGCGCCAGUGCCUCUGCUCUGUUCGUCCGGGAAGUCCGGGUCGGACGAGCGGAAAGCCUUAGAGUCCAGGCCGGCUCCCUGGAGCAAACCCAGUGGCCUGGAUGUCCCUGAUUAUUAUUAUUGUUGUUUAUGCUGCGAGCACGAAAUUCUUCCCCAAGGCCUCCUCCCCCGCCCGCCCCACCUGCUCCUUCCUCCUCGUGUUGUAAUAUGCCUUUAGUGAGCCUGCGACCUCAUUUCCAAGGGUGCUAGAGUUCGCAUUCAGCCACCAUGGGGAAUGGGAUGAACAAGAUCCUGCCUGGCCUAUACAUUGGCAACUUCAAAGAUGCCAGAGAUGCAGAGCAAUUGAGCAAGAACAAGGUGACACAUAUUCUGUCUGUCCACGAUAGUGCCAGGCCUAUGUUGGAGGGAGUUAAAUACCUGUGCAUUCCAGCAGCGGAUUCGCCAUCUCAAAACCUGACAAGACAUUUCAAAGAAAGUAUUAAAUUCAUUCACGAGUGCCGACUCAGGGGUGAGGGUUGUCUUGUACACUGCCUGGCUGGCGUCUCCAGGAGCGUGACUCUGGUGAUCGCAUACAUCAUGACUGUCACUGACUUUGGCUGGGAGGAUGCCCUGCACACUGUGCGUGCAGGGAGGUCCUGUGCCAACCCCAACCUGGGCUUCCAGAGACAGCUCCAGGAGUUUGAGAAGCAUGAAGUCCACCAGUACCGACAGUGGCUGAAGGAAGAAUAUGGAGAGAGCCCUUUGCGGGAUGCAGAAGAAGCCAAAAACAUUCUGGCCACUCCAAGAAUUCUGAAGUACUGGGCCUUUCUCAGAAGACUGUAAUGUACCUGAAGUUUCUGAAAUAUUGCAAAGCCACAGAGCUUAAGGCUGGUGCUGCCAAAAAGAAAAGCAACCUAGAGUUUAUUUUUAAGUAUCCAGAAGUGAUUUGUAAACUUGUUUUUCAUUUUAAAUUGACUACAUGUGCGAUGGUGGUGAUAUAUGUUGAGAACCUAAGGGUACUCUUUUAGCAAGAGAAAAUAUUUUUACCUUAAUUCCACUGCUGCAUCAAUUUCUUUAACCUUAACUUUGAUGUUUAAGCAAUUUUUUUAAAUGUUUAUUUAUUUUUGAUAGAGAUGGAGACAGAAUGCUAGUGGGUUAGGGGCAGAGAGAGAGGGAGACACAGAAUCUGAAGCAGGCUCCUGUCAGCACAGAGCCUGAUGCGGGGCUCAAACUCAUGAGCUGUGAGAUCAUGACCUGAGCAAAGUUGGACACUCAACCGACUGAGCCACCCAGGCGCCCCAUGUUUAAGCAAUCUGAAGAGCCCUGCUGCACUGCUUUGGUUACUAUUUAGUAAUCAUGAUUGCUUCUCAUGAGAAUUACACUGUGUAAACUCUGCCCAUAUGUUCUUCAAUUCCCCAGCUUGGGACAUAUCUCUUGGUGUGUGUUUCACCCAUGGUUUGCAUUCUCCAUGGUGGAAUUUACCAAGAGCUACACAUUUUUGUUAACAAAAGGCAACCUAACAUUUAACUUCAUGGGCAAUGCAUUCUUCCUGAGGUGAGGGGUGGACACUGUAUGUGUUUCUGCCUAUGAGGGUCAUGAUACAGGAUUGGAGCCUGCUCUCAUAGCAGUAAUGCUGGUUUAAUUGCAGAGGCAAUGAAAAGUAAAUUAAUUUCACCAUGAGAGAAAAAUUGAUCUUCAAUGUGAACAGAAAGAAAUUCAUAAAUUGGACUUAUAGUUUGUUUGCACACGUGUGAGAACUGAAUAUUUGGCACCCCUGGAACUAUUGCACUUAUCUUAGGGGUGUGCAGCCCAGGUACUCCAUGAUCAUUUGCUGCACAUUGUUGAAUGCAGUUUAUUCUGAUUCCGUAUUCAGCUUUUAAUUUGAAGAAACACACACUAGCCUAAAGAGCAAUUUAAGUCAGUUUCCUAAAUUUUCCAUUUCUAAAUCCAGGGGAGAAGGAAGGAAAUUUGACUUUUUAGUCUAAGGAUAGGGUUGGCUUGAACUAAGGGCAGGUGAACACAGGAGCUGAUGUACCUGGACCCUUUAACUGUAGGUGGCAGGCUUGAUCUGUGUUCUGAGUUUCUGCUUCAACCAGGGAGGGGCUCAGGGAAGGGGCUGGGAGCUGUGUGUUGGGAUGAAGAGGACCCUCUGUACUGGCAACAGCCCCUGAAUGGUGUGAGAUGAUACACAGUGAUCAGUUUGGGUCAUUAAAAUGCUUAUUCUGACUCAGCAGGCCUGCCUGAAUGUAGUACAGGUAAUCUAGUUGUAGGAACCUUUGAGUACUCCCAUGCGUCAUACUUAAAAGCCCCAAGAUGUUUCCACUUCCCACUUGUGAGGAUAUGCCAGAGCCUUGUCUCUGGAAAACUCAGGGAAAAUGGCCAAGGCUGAACACAGAGCCUCAGGAAGACCUCUGUUCUGUGUGUAGGACAUGAGGCGGCAGAAUUAGGAAAACAGGUUUGCUGGCAAUGGCCCCAAUCCAGUAGGGUCACCCACCCCUUGCAGCCUGACAUCCUUUCCUGUCCACUUCUUCUUGCUAUAGGAUGAGAUCUGGCACCAACAAUAAUCAUCUAAUAAUUGGUGUUCUGUGGGUUACAAACUAUCACUGCAAAGCUUUAUAAACCCACAGACAGGGUUAUUCAUUUGAGUCUCAAAGAGGCUAAGAAAUACACUGGAAAGUGAAAAUGUUAGUGCUUCUUUGCCUGAAUCUGGAUCUUUUGAUCCCAAAUCAGUGGGUAAAGUGAGAGGGAGGGGCUGAGCCACCUCUGGGCUUUGCACUUAGAAGUUUGUGAGCCUCUAAUGAGGGCUAAGGGAGAACAAGCACCCCUGUAGCAAAGCUGUAUGGCUACUGAAGCCAGAACCUCUAUUUGCUUCUCCCCUUUUCUCCCUGGAGAGUUUGUUUUGAUCCCCAUUAAUGGUGUUGACAGGAAAAUUGACAAUUACAGAGUAAGUCCUAAGGACUAGUAUAGGUGCUCCCAAAAUGUGUGGGAAAGGGAAAGAGAAACACCAUUCCAGUUUUGGGGUGAGUUAGGCAGUGUUCAGGGAAGGUAUCUUGGAAAAAGUGAUACCUAAUUUGAGACUUGAAGCUUAAGUGCUAGAAUUAGCUGGGCAUAGUGGGAGGAAAGGGAGUCCAGGCCCAGGCUCAGCAUGCAUGUUAAGUUGGUGGCAUGAGGGAACACAGUGCACUGGGGUGACCCCAAGUCAUUGUGUAAACUAAAGCAAGAACCAAGGGGUGGGCAUUGGUGGUAAGUGGUACAGACAAAGCUGCACACACAAACAAAGACUCAGCUGGCCAAGGUGAUACCAUUGCUUAGUGUCUGUUGUAUAAUAACUGGUUUACUUCUUAUACCAGCCCUGGGAACUGAUCAAGCUCAGAGGUCAGGUGCCCUGCCAGCUUUCCGCAGGCUGAUUCUUGAGCUUGGAACCUCAUGAGCAGCAUGAGUACCAUUAUGCAGAUAUAAUGGAUAUAAUGGGUGGGGGCUCAUUGAAUGUGCUGGAGCAAGCAGGAGCCAUGGUUGGUGUGUAGGUGGAGAAUUAAGGCGGGAGGUGGCAGUCGGGGCAGCUGUUAUGUCAUCCAGGUGAUUGAAACUAGUGCCCUGAACAGGGUCAUGGUGGUAGAGAUGAAAAGGGACAAAGGAGGCAAAUAGAUUUGGGAUUGAGGGGGGUUGGGGAGGGAGAAGCAAAUGCUCUUAGUAUUGGGAUGAACUUGGGGGACUAUGGGUUUUGUGGCCUUGCCACUCUGGAAUCUUCCAACACAGUGGUUCUUUGUACCAGUAUCCUCCUUCCCCAUGAUGAUUGUUUGUAGGCUCUGAAAUGUCAAGAUUAGAUUUAAGGGGGCUGCCAGACCUAGGACCUCCAAAGGCAGUCAUCCCAGCUUUGCAGAUUAGGGCCUCAAGUUUAUCCGUGUACACAGGACAAACUCCCUGGAAUAGACUCAUGACAAUUAAUGUGGAAUUCAAAUGUCCAGUUUCAUAAUUUAUCAUGAAAAAUAAAAGAAAGUAGCUUUAUGAAAACCAAUUUUAUUCACUAGACUAUCUCUUUCAUUAUCAAGAUUUGUGGGGGAAGCCAAAUUAGUCAUUAGGCAUUGUCUUGUGAGAUGGACAUGGAGCUAAGAGCCUUAGUGGUGUGCAGGGAGUAAUCCUGAUCUGGCAUCCCCCAUGAUUGGAGUGCUUUUCCCAUAACAUGCUUGAGUGGUGUUUCUGCAAGGCUCCUGCUUUGCUUCCUGAAGUCACUUUUCCAGGGUCUAGCAGACUACCCAGUUUAUAUACUUUUUUUUUUCCCAAGGUGAUCUUUGGUUUAAAUCAUGUUUUUUAGAGCACCUUCAUUAACCUUGGGUAUUCUUGUGUGUCUUCAAAAGCAUUUAUGCUUUUCCGUGAAGAUGAGUUCCCACUAGUGGCUUUUUUAUUUAUUAGGUGCUUGUUCUUUCUAGUUUCUGUCUCAGCAGGGAACCCCAUUUCCAACUUCUGGGGCUUCUUUGUGUUACUCAUGCACAGAGACAGCCUAUAAAUUCUGGUGAUUUGUGUGCAUAUGUGUGUGCACAUACACCUGUGUUUUUUUUUGGUUUUUAGUUUUUAGAGAAAUCUUUAACUUUCAGGAGAGUCAUGCGUACAACAACAAAGGUACCUUGAACUCAGGUACCCUAGAUGGCAGGUACCUGGAACACCCAGGGAAAUGUCAGAGCUCAUGUUGCACAACCAGAGCUGGUCACGAAGGGCUGCUCUUUGCACAAGUAUCUAGUCAUAAAAAUAGGGAACACACUAAAAUUCAAAACCCUGUGAUCCCACACUAGAUGACUCCUCCCAUCCUUGCCCUAAGUUAUUAAUAAUUUUAUUAAGAAUGUGCUUUCAACAUGCUUAUAUUUAUAUAUGUACUUAACAAGAAAUCACCAAGACUUCAGAGGGAAGUUCCUCUUCCCUUUCCUUUUUAUUGCCCAGAGAAAGGGAGAAACUGAGAAGCAAAAAAAAAAAAAAAAGCUGCUUUGAUUUGUAACUGAAGGCUUGAGUAUGUCAGUCAUUCCCUUAGGAUUUAGUAGGGUCUCCUUAAACCUUGGGCUCAUCAAGACUGUCAUGGACUUGGAUUCAUAUAACACAAUGGCCACAUUUCAUCAUGCAGAGAGAUCUUGACACUUUGCUCUUAUUUUCCUACCCCUGCUAUAGAUCUUGAGACCUGUCACUGCAAUAACAGUACAUAAUUAGUUCAGCCAGUACCAAAAUUAGUAAUCAAAAUUAGUAUCUAUUUUGCAGCUUAGGCUUAACCACCUAAUAAGCAUCUGACUAAAGGUUGCAAGUGCUGGGUCUGUGUCUCUUUCCAUCUGGGGAAAGAAUUGCCAGUACGUUUUUGAACAUCUGCAAGUUUGGGUUUAUUUUGACUCUGGAUAUCUUAUGCAAACUGUUGAUCAAGAGUUAGUAAUUUGCAGUUAAUUUUCCUGAAGCUUCUAGUUCAGUUAUUAGAGUCUGGUGUCAAAAGAGCUAUUUUAGCAGGUGACUGAAAUUACUAGGCAGUUCAACAUUCUGAGUGUGGUGUUCACUGUUUAUUUAGAAGUAGGGUUAAGAGAAGAUGUUUUAGAUAGGAUUAUACCUGAUCACAGCCUUUACACAAAGGCCUAUUUAAGAAAACUGGAGAGAGGGGGAAAAAUAAAACUGAUUUUUACAGGGUUAACAAUUCCUUCUAGGAAUAAUGUCACUUGCAACAAUUUUGGGAAACAACACCAAUCAUGCCAUUUCACCAUUUGUCCAACUUGACCCAAGGAGACCCCAUUACAGGGGCCUUUCCACUCAGCUGCUCAGUCCUCCAGGGCCCACAUCAGUGACAAGUGAAAAUAUAAAUAAAAAGUUGCCAUCGACAUUAUGUUGGCCUCUCUCUCCCCUCAGAGUCCAUUUAUCAUCAAGUGUUUUGCCCUCAGUUUCUUGUGCCCUUCCCAGAAGUGGCCAAACCAGCACAAACAGGAACCAUACUUUAUAGUGAGCACGUUUGCCUUUUGUUGGUUGGCUGUGGGAUUCCCCAAGGCACUGAUAUGGAGCCUUUUGGGAAAAUAAAAAUCAAAAGGCCUCUACAUUGUGCACUAAAGAAAUGUCACCUUCUGCUUUGCAAAGGGUGUGCCCUUCAAGGCAAGAGACCCAAGUGGCACUGAGCUUCCUCAGAAUGGGAGUCCCUAGAGAAACUUGUCAUGUGCCAGGAGUCAAAUGUUUGGAUGCUCCUUGGUUUGUGUUAAGCCACACUGAUGUGACAGACAGAAAGUCAAGAAGGUGUGAGAGGAGAGGACCAUUUCUUGACUGUUUGCAGAGGCCUUCAUGGAUCUCCCCAAAUCAGGUGCAUCCCAGAGGUGUAUUGCAGGUGUGGGCUAAAACCCACAUUUCAUGCCUUGAUAUUCACUGCCCCACAGCACACAGCCCUGUUCUCUGCUUUGCCAGAGCUCCUUCCUAUUAUCUUCCACCUUCCAGGAGGAGGAAGGCACAGGUCCUCAUUAAGCAGGUUGGGGGAUAGAGGUGGUACUUAGUAAAUGAGAGGCCAGGGCCCUGGACUGGUGACCAGGAAGCCAAGAUAGUCACAUGUCAGGCAGGCCUGACUCAGGUCCAGUUUCAUCCUGGUUCUCUGGAAUACCUUGGGGAAGUCCCAGAGGAGGCAGCCCACUCAUGUGGGGAACUUCUUCUAAGACAGGAGUGAAAGAAGCUCCCCAAGAGGGAUGAGCAGUGCUAGAGGGUACCCUGUGUCAUGGCACAGUGAUGUGGCCAGAGGCAGCCUCACAGCUUUCCUGGGUGGCAUUUUAUGUGUCUAUUAAAGGCCCUUCUAAUCCUGAAGAGCUCACAUCUGGAUAACAAGACAAUCAAUCUUGUGAUAGUCAACAAUUAUUGAGUACAUAAUGUGGGAGAGAAGUUGGCAUUGAGAUUUUUCCUUGAAAUCACCUCUGGCAACAAUCCUGUUGGAUAGAUUUUACUAUUAUCACCAUUUUUCAGAUGAAGAAACCAAGUUCUAGAGAACUUGAGCAUUUCCCAGUCUCAGGGCCAGAAAGUGGCCAAGUGAGAAUUAGAAUCCAAGCAAUCUGACUGAGGUGUGCAUAAAUGUCACCACUCCUUUCAAAAUGCCACUACCUCUCAGAGGCUAAGCUAAUGAAAUACUAACAGUCAUGUGCUUUCAUGUUCAAGUUUUUUUCUGAAGGUGGGUUUACAUUAGAUCACAGGAAUAGUGGGGAGAUUAAGGUGGAAGAUAGGUAGAUAUAUGUAAGUAGGCACAUGAGAAAGACUUUUUUUUUCUUUUCAUCAAAGCCUGCCCAUUGUGCAUACACUAUGGCUACCACACAUACUUCUGACUGGGCAUUUCUGACUUAGCCUAGAGUAGCAGGCAGAGUACUGAGAUGUCCUGGGGCUCCAGGAAGUGCUUUGCAAGAAUACAGAAUGGCCCAUGUGUGUAUGGGAAGGGGGACGGGGCUAAUGCCUGGUACUUUAAGCAGAUGGUAUUCUGUACUUAAUGUACCAUCAUUACAUAAAUGGAGGAACUUCUGUGAGGGUUUUGCAAGAAGCUUAGGGAUUUGCUGUCAUUCAAGUCAAAUAACUCAAAUGAAGAUACUCAUUGAGGACAGAGACAUGGGAAGCAACAGUGGAUGUCAAAGCAACAAGAGACUGACAGGACCUCCUUCCAACCCCUGGGGCUGAGGGCCAGGGCUGGGAGAUGGAGUUACUAUAGCCAAGUAAGAAGUGGGCUGUGCAGGGCUGUCCAGAAGGACCUGGGCAAGGAAGGUCUUUAAAAAGUAUGGGAGGUUGGGAGGGAGCAGAGUAGAAAUUUCCCAUCUGAUGUCCUCCUGUCCUAUCUCCCUGAACCUAAUGGGAAGAUGGCCAGCAGAGGAUUCUGUAUGCUGUGAUCUUGGGGGACAGAACAGGAUGAUUGCCAUACAACAGGCAGACCUGGAACUCAGCCUUGGGUAGGGCGGAGAUUCAGUGAUAGGAUGGAGGAAGUGCCACAAGCUUCCAAGAAGUAUCUGAGUGUCAGCAAGCUGAUACUAAAAGUGGGUCUGAGUGGGGAGUCUGGUUCUCCUACACACUUUGUCCUGAAGUGUGCUAUCUGGAGCUUGGCCUGUGACUCACUGCUUUCAUCUGUAGAGAGCAUUUAGAAUCAUCCAUGCCUGCCAAUGUGCCCUCACUGAUCUGUGCUUUCCUAUGGCCUAGCUGGUGAAAUGGCAUCCCCUGAGAGAAGACCACCAGGGUCAGGUGGCAUCUGAGCAUCUGCUACAAACUUUGCCCUUGUGAGAGUCCCCCCUCCUCUGGACCACAGCCCAUGAAGAGCAGGGGAGGAUAUUCUGCAGUGCCUCAAUCAUGCUACAGUGCCCACAGCUCACCGGGAGAACCACUUCAUAAGAUGUUUAUAGAGCUAGCACCGUUCAGACUGCCAUGAGGGAAAGGAAAAUGAGGCAGGGCAGCCUUGUCUUCAGAUUUUGAGUUGGGGAUAGAAGAGAGUCACUCCCAAAUGUUCUGUGAACAAAUGCUGAGCAUAGAAGCUGAAUGCAGGCCAAGUGGACCACGGAUGCUUCACAGAGAGUGUCCUGCUAGGAAAACUUGGAAGAAGAAUCAAGUGCAUCCAGGGAAGAGGGUGAUACGCAGGUAAAGGCACAGGCAAGAGUGAACAUGGUGUACUUGAAAGUCCAAGACCUUAGAGAAGGUGAUUGUGAGGGAGGUGAGGGUUGGAAAGUAGAGUGCUUAAUCCCGUCCUGUCGUAUAAACUGUAGGCAGCUGUAGGAGGGCCUUGGAUUGAUUUGGGUCCACCAGGAUGGGCUAGAGUCAGGAAGUUCAAGCAGUUAGGAGACAGACAGGCUCACUGGAUGCCCCCAUGGGACCUCUCCAAUGACAAAUCUACCAAGUGAGGCAACAUAUAUAGUUACCACCUUGAAGUAAUUAUAGGCAGUGCUGGUUUGCUUUCUCCAGAAGCAGAAACAGAAUUAGGGGUACAAAGGAUUAUUGGCAGAUAGCAUCUGUGACAGGAGGCAGUGGGGCUGUCAGGAAGACAGUCCCAUCUCCCCAUCAGAGGAGCCUAGGGGCAGGCAUGGCUGGUUGCCUCAGAAGAAUGGCCUGAGCUGCCAGAGAAGGCACCCCUGAGAGGUCAGAGCUCAGGGAUACUUACCAUUCUCACACAGUAGGACAGCCUGAUGCUCUCCAGUGACACCUGGUACUAAAGUGCAGCCUUGCAGAGAUUUGUCUCCACAGUGUCUCAUACAGCAGGACUUCCCAAAAUGCUUCGCCCAAACUCCAGUGCUGUAUUCUUCAAUGUGGCUUGGUCAUUUGGGUGCCUCUGGCAACUGAAAGCCCUCUCCCCUCUUCUCUCCUUCUCCCCUUGUCCUCCCUCUAUCCUCCUGCUCCCUCUCCCUCCUCCCUCCUACCUCCUACCUCCUUCUUCACUCCCCCUCCUCCCCUCUUCCCCCCAGUUCUCAGAUUAGAACUGGGUGUAGAGAAGGUUGAAAACAAUGCCAGGGUUUAGCGGAUUCCAACCAUUCUCCUUACAAUAAUUGCAGCCUCAGCUGCCACCAGGGAUGCAGCAGGACCUCUCCACUCCUGGGGCAGGAGAUGUACAGACACACUGUUUAUAUAGCAUUUAUUAAAAACAAGCUUUAGUAACAAGUAAAAGAGAAUCUUUUAUUACCAUCCAGAGCCACAAUCCUAAACCAUUCCAGCGAUAAAAUAUGUCUCCCCUCAAAACUUACUUUGUUGAUCUAAGUUUAAACAAUGGCUGUCUAGAGUUUUAAUAAGAUAUACAUAAGCUUAAAAUGUACAUGUUUUUAUUAUAUCCUUUAAUUAACAAUAUGUUCUACAUGGAAGUGAGUGUGGAGAACUCCCAGUUAAUGGGCAUGACUGGGACAUAGGAAAUCAACAACUGGUCGGUUGUGUUGUUUUGUUUUUCUUUUCUUUUCCAGUAAAUUCAGAGUGAUUUGGAAUCCAAGCUCCAUGGGGCAAGUUUGGUCUCCAGUCUCUGCGAGAUUACAUUUCUGCACUUGCAGAGUAGAUUUGAAAUAACCAAGGGUUUUAUACUCAGUUCCUUUAAUCUGGCAUUCUGAGUGACCACUUGAAUGUUUGUCUAAAUAUUUUUGGCUGCAGACAUAUUAGAAAACCACAAGAAUUGGUCCCAAAGAAACCUAGACAUGCUAUUUAUAGAAUUUGAUGUGGAAUGGGAUUUUUAUGCAUCUUGCCCUAUCUUAUCUUUUUAGUUAACACUGUUUCUACCUACUUGUGUAUCUGUUGUUCAACAUGAAAUAAAUUUUUCAAAAUAAACUUAAGUGUUCUAUGACCAAUGACGAGUGAAGAUCAACUGACAAAUCUCACAUAAAGAGAAGUUGAGUUUUAACAAAAUCAUUGACAAAUUCAUAGAAGUUAUGGCUUAAAAAUUGUAAUUAUUCAUUAAUGUGGCAGACCAACAUCUAGGUAUAUGUUCCUCCCAUUUUUCAACAUAUGCAUUACUAUAAUUAAAGAGUAUUCAUACAUGA
Molecule: messenger RNA, 10534 nt
Organism: Leopardus geoffroyi (Geoffroy's cat)
Lineage: Eukaryota; Metazoa; Chordata; Mammalia; Carnivora; Felidae
Gene: DUSP22
Product: dual specificity phosphatase 22
Exons: 8
Coding region: 363-917 (184 amino acids)
Biological process (GO): protein dephosphorylation; positive regulation of JNK cascade; regulation of cell population proliferation
Cellular component (GO): cytosol
Molecular function (GO): protein tyrosine/serine/threonine phosphatase activity
Source: RefSeq, a predicted model, not a curated record